AUGCAUGCCUGGAGGAAGCAUAAAGGAAACCCAAAACCAGUUUGGGAAGAGCUCCCUAUGCCCUUGACCCCUACCACGGGUUUUCUAGUCAAGCUACUGGCAUCCGGAGUGUGUCAUAGCGAUCAGCCCCUUUUAGAUAUUGAAGACCGGCCGCAGUUCAAUGAGAAGUAUACGCUGGGCCACGAAGGAUGUGGAGAGAUCAUACAGAUAGGAGAAGGAGUCACAGAUAAAAGGUUCAAACUGGGAGAUCGAGUAGCUCUCCUUGCUGUCCCGGGAUGCGGCCUAGACACCUGCUCCGAAUGCUCGAGAGAUCUGGCACAACUCUGCCCGGCUGGAAUGCACCAUGGAAUUGGUCAAGACGGCUUCUUUGCUGAGUAUGUUGCGGUCAAUGUUCGCUCCGCGGUUCCAUUACCCGAUGGUGUUGAUCCAGCUGUUGCUGCUGUCGCUACUGAUGCUGUCACUACAGCUUAUCAUGGUAUCACCCGUCGUGCUGAGGUCAAGAAAGAAGAAACUACUUUUCUUUUUGGACUUGGUGGGCUUGGCUUCAAUGCGCUUCAGAUUGUGCGUGCCAUCGGUGCCAGAGUUAUUGUUUCAGAUCUGCGGCAAGAAAAGCUGGAUGCUGCUCUGGAGUUGGGUGUCCCAUCGGAGGAUAUCGUUCCAGUUGGGAAGUCUGUCCAAGAUUUUGUCAAGGAAAAUGGGUUGCAGGGGAAGAUUGAUACCGUACUGGAGUUUGUAGGCAGUCAUCAGACUUUGCGUCCUGGGGGAAAGAUCCUGUGUGUUGGAACCCUGAAUCUCAUCAAUGAAUUUGACAUGAAGAUCGGAAUUCGGAAGAGACUAAGUAUUAUCUUCACAUAUGGUGGACAGUACCGAGAUCUGGUAGAGGUGCUCGACUUGAUUGCCAGGGGAAUCAUUCAGCCCCAAGUCGAAUUGGGCAAGUUGCAGAAUUUCCCGAGGGUUCUCAAAGAAUUGGGCGAGGGAAAGAUUAAGGAUCGGAUAGCCUUAGUCUCAGAUCUUGUAUGA
Molecule: messenger RNA, 1020 nt
Organism: Penicillium vulpinum
Lineage: Eukaryota; Fungi; Ascomycota; Eurotiomycetes; Eurotiales; Aspergillaceae
Product: zinc-binding dehydrogenase
Exons: 7
Coding region: 1-1020 (339 amino acids)
Molecular function (GO): zinc ion binding; oxidoreductase activity
Source: RefSeq, a predicted model, not a curated record